CAAUGUACGCAACACCGGCGCUGGGCUGGAGUUUGACGUGGCACUCUCGGCACGCAAUUCAACAUCAGCAGAGGAAAGGACGCAUCGUUUGCCUUCAGGUCACCUUUUUUUGUCCCAGACUGGAAUGAGAGACGUAUAACAGUAGGAUGAGUCAGCAAGGUUAUGUUGCCGCCCCUCCAUACUCCCAGGCCCAGGCUGGAAUGGGGGGAUACUCUGCUGGUUUUGGGAACCCCCCACCUCAGUCGCAUUAUGGCACCUAUGGAUCUCCGCCACAGGGUUAUUCUGCCCCUCCGACAGGUGUGCUCAAGCCUCCUGCCUCCUCUCCUUCUGGGAUGCCUCCACCACCAGUAUCCAGCCAGUAUGGUGCUAAUAUUCAGCAGAAUGGGGCCCAUCCCCACAGUUUCCCUCCACCUGUUGCUUCAGCUCCUUCCAUGUCUCCUUAUCGACAGCCUCCUCAAAGUGCUUUUCAUAGUAUGGCACAAGCCCCACCUCCAACUCAACAGCUGACAAAUCAGAUGAGUGCCAUGAACUUUGGAGGAUAUGGCCAAAGGCCCAUGCAGGUACCACAGUCUCCUUCCAGCUCAGCAGCACCACAACAAUAUCAAACAUCACCGCCACUAGCAAUGGGACAUCCGCCCCUUUCUCUACCAGGACAGCAGCCGUCCUCUCUUGGAUCUCCUCCACCAAUGGCCACGAUGGGUUCUAUGGCAGCUCCGCCAAUGGGAAUGUCUGGCCCACCUGGACCAGGUGUCCACCAACCACCACUGGGACCCCAAGGCUAUCCACAGCAACCAGGUAGCCCGAUUUCAGGCCCGUAUGGUGCACAAAUGGCAGGACCACAAAUGGCAGGGCCACAGUCCGGCGCUUUCCCAGGAGGCUUUCCUGGAGGUCCAGCACAAAUGGCAGGCCCUCCUCAGAAGAAGCUGGACCCAGACUCUAUUCCAAGCACGACGCAAGUGAUUGAGGAUGACCAGGCUAAGCGAGGAGGCCAGGUGUAUGUCACAAACAUCAGAGGUCAGGUGCCUCCACUGGUCACCACAGAUUUCACAGUGCAGGAUCAAGGGAAUGCCAGCCCUAGGUUCAUGCGGUGCACAACAUAUUCCUUCCCCAGCACUGCUGACCUUGCAAAGCAGUGCAAAGUGCCUCUGGCAGCCAUCAUCAAACCCUUUGCCACCGUGCCCAAAAAUGAGACUCCUCUGUACAUUGUAAAUCACGGUGAGACUGGACCAAUCCGCUGCAACCGCUGCAAGGCCUACAUGUGUCCUUACAUGCAGUUUAUCGAUGGAGGACGACGCUACCAGUGUGGCUUCUGCAGCUGCGUUAAUGAAGUUCCAGUGCAGUAUUUCCAGCAUUUGGACCAUAUGGGGAGAAGAAUGGAUCUGUAUGAGAGACCAGAACUGUCUUUGGGCUCAUAUGAGUUCAUUGCCACAUUGGAUUACUGCAAGAAUAAUAAGCCUCCAAAUCCUCCUGUCUACAUCUUCAUGAUCGAUGUCUCCUACAACAACAUAAAAAGUGGACUUGUCAAACUAAUAUGCGAGGAACUGAAGACACUGCUUGACCGACUUCCAAAAGAGGAGGGAGCCGAGACUUCGCCCAUCAAAGUGGGUUUUGUCACCUAUAAUAAGAUCCUGCACUUCUAUAAUGUGAAGAGCGCUCUGGCCCAGCCGCAGAUGAUGGUGGUCUCUGAUGUGGCUGAGAUGUUUGUACCACUUCUUGACGGAUUCCUCGUCAACUUCCAGGAGUCUCGAGCUGUCGUCAACAACCUUUUAGAUCAGAUCCCUGACAUGUUUGCUGACACCAACGAGAGUGAGACGGUUUUCGCUCCGGUCAUCCAAGCUGGUGUGGAGGCACUGAAGGCAGCUGAAUGCAGUGGCAAACUCUUCAUCUUUCAUUCGUCCAUCCCAACGGCAGAGGCUCCAGGAAAACUCAAAAACAGAGAUGACAGAAAAUUAGUGGGUACAGAAAAGGAGAAGACUCUGUUCCAGCCUCAGCGGGGUGUGUAUGAGCAGCUGACUAAAGACUGUGUGGCACAAGGCUGUUGUGUCGAUCUCUUCCUGUUUCCCAACCAGUAUGUGGAUAUAGCCACCAUGGGCGAUGUGCCGUCACACACCAGCGGCUCCAUCUACAAGUACAGCAACUUCCAGGUGGAGGUUAACGGUCCGCAGUUUAUCAGUGACCUCAGGAGAGAUGUGGAGAAGUCCAUCGGAUUCGACGCCAUCAUGCGUGUCCGUACCGGCACAGGCUUCAGGGCGACAGAUUUCUUUGGUGCCAUAUACAUGAACAACACUACAGAUGUGGAAAUGGCAGCAGUGGACUGUGACAAGGCCGUGACGGUCGAGUUUAAACAUGACGACACACUCAGCGAGGAGUCUGGAGCUGUGAUGCAGUGUGCUCUGCUCUACACCACCAUCGGUGGACAGAGGAGGCUGCGGAUUCACAACCUCAGUCUGAACUGCAGCUCUCAGCUGUCUGAACUCUACAAAAGCUGCGAGACAGACGCCCUCAUCAACUUCUUCGCCAAGUCAGCGUAUCGGGCCAUGCUCAACCAGCCACUGAAGACAGUGAGGGAAAUCCUGGUUAACCAGAUGGCUCACAUGCUGGCCUGCUACAGGAAGAGCUGCGCCAGUCCCUCAGCAGCCAGCCAGCUGAUCCUGCCUGAUGCCAUGAAGGUGUUUCCCGUCUACAUGAACAGUCUGUUGAAGACUGCGACUCUAGUGGGCAGCACUGAGCUCUCCACAGAUGACCGGGCCUUCCACAGACUCCUGGUCAAUGCCAUGGGAGUGGAGGAAACACAGGUCCUGCUCUACCCACGCCUCAUCCCGCUGCACACUAUGGAUGUGUCCAGCGAGGUGAUCCCGGCUCCAGUGCGCUGCUCUGAGGAGCGGCUCAGCGAGUCCGGCAUGUUUCUGCUGGAAAACGGGCUCUCUGUGUUCCUCUGGCUGGGACAGGCCUGUCCACCCGACCUCAUCCAGAACCUCUUCAGUGUGCCCUCUCUCGGCCACCUGCCCUCAGAAGGGCAGAUGUCAUUACCUGUGCUGGAUAAUGCUCAUUCCAGGAAGAUCCAUUCAAUCAUCUCCAGCAUUUCACAGCAGAGGGCCACAUCCAUGAAGCUGCUGAUAGUGAAGCAGAAGGACCAAUCAGAGAUGUUGUUCCGUCAGCACCUGGUGGAGGACAAGGGUCUUCAUGGAGGAGCGUCCUACAUGGACUUCCUGUGCUACGUCCACCGUGAGAUCAGGCAGCUACUUACUUAACACACACACACACAGACAGAGUUAAGUGUGUUACAGCACACAGCCCUCUUCUCAUAUAACCUCUACAGCUGCCUAUGAUAUACGACCAAACUCUCUUUCUGCAGUGAGAACUUUCUGCUUUGUUCCUCAGUGUUUGACAUGAGGGAUGCUGGUAAAUGGGUGUUUAGAUUGAACACCAUAAAAUGUGCCACAUCUCCCUGUUCUGAGGAGCGAUUAUAUUGAGAUCGUCUGAAUGAUUUUCUUAAAUCAUUCCCCCAGAUUACAUUUACCAAAGGGAAACAUUUCUUUGAAUCCUUAAUGCAGCAUAAUAAAAAAGAAAAAAAAAAUGGGCUCAUAAUGUCUGGAGUGCAAAAUAGUGUUUUCAGAUGAAAAAUCUGUGCAGUGUCUAUUAAAUUAAUAGACUGAUUUGUGACUGGAUAUAUACGGUACAAAACAUGCUAUUUUUCUUUUUUUGACUUCAGGGAUGAAAACAUCACACAAAACUGAAUUCUAGUCAUGUACAUCGCUUUGUCUGCUAUCCCAAUUUUUUUCAUUUUUUUACUCCGUUAUUUUACACAUCGUGUUUCGUUUUGCUUGUAUGUUUCCAAUACUUCAAAAUGUGUAAAGGGAUGCCAAUGCUUUCCAACAUCAUGCCAGUGAUUUUCGCAAGAUGAACACUAGAUAUUCAGCUAGUUAAAAGUUUAACUAUUAGACCUUCAAAGAAAACAUAUCUUUUUUUUUUUUUUAAACCAAAAUAAUUGAACAUUGAUUAAAAGUGGAAUGUCCCUUUUAUUUUGUUGCAGUUAAUGUCAGUCAUUAUUUGGUAUUCUUAACUUCAUACAGUUUUGCUCUUUGCAACAUUUCCAAUCUGAUAUGUUUUAUAACAUGAGCAAUUAUUAUACUAAAUUUGCCUUAUAUUUUCUGACUUUUAAUGGUACAUUGCUGGACCAAUACUGUAUAUUUUCUUACAGUUUGAGAUGGGUUUUAAGAACUCGUAAGCAACUACACCUCAGGUCACAUGCAUCUAGCCUUUGUACCUGUUCAUUAGUGCUUUGGAACCGACACAUAUGUGGUUCUUCGUAUUGAACACAGAAAGGAUUCAUUUCUGGAAGCAGAAGGCAGCCUGUCAUGUACAUUUCAGUAUAAAGCCUUUAUACAGCUGUUUUUGAAUAAAGGUGUAGUCCCUGUU
Sinocyclocheilus rhinocerous is the source of this 4419-nucleotide messenger RNA. RefSeq names its product SEC24 homolog D, COPII coat complex component (gene sec24d). Bases 147 to 3251 code for a protein of 1034 amino acids. The transcript has 23 exons. NCBI's taxonomy places the organism in Eukaryota, Metazoa, Chordata, Actinopteri, Cypriniformes, Cyprinidae. Gene Ontology annotation, cellular component: COPII vesicle coat; endoplasmic reticulum exit site. The record is from RefSeq and is a predicted model, not a curated record. Gene Ontology annotation, molecular function: SNARE binding; zinc ion binding. Gene Ontology annotation, biological process: intracellular protein transport; endoplasmic reticulum to Golgi vesicle-mediated transport; COPII-coated vesicle cargo loading.